Aphanomyces invadans is the source of this 2317-nucleotide messenger RNA. RefSeq lists its product as hypothetical. The record is from RefSeq and is a predicted model, not a curated record. Gene Ontology annotation, molecular function: protein binding. The coding region runs from base 33 to 2252 and encodes 739 amino acids. The transcript is spliced from 10 exons. Lineage: Eukaryota; Oomycota; Saprolegniomycetes; Saprolegniales; Verrucalvaceae.
CGACAUCAACAUUGUUGCACAGCAGCAAAGAGAUGGCGAAGAAGGACAAGAAAUCGGGGGCUGCCAAGAAGGAGGAGAAGAAGGCGCGACAAGAGCUCAAACAGCAAAAGAUAAACAAGAAGAAAGCGUCGAAGGAAGCAAAGGAUGCCGGCGAGGAAGACAUUGAGGCGAUCUUGCAAGAGUUCAUGAAGAAGGACGCUGCCAAAGUCGCCAUUACGAUUGUCCCAUCGCUGCAGCCGUCGCCGCGUGCAAACUUUUCCUUGAGCUCCAUGAUUAACGGCGACUUGCUCAUGUUUGGAGGCGAGUACUUUGACGGCGAAUGCAACGUGUGCUACAACGAGUUAUACCGAUGGAACAUUGAAGCGAACGAAUGGAAGCUAAUCUCGUCACCAAACACGCCACCGCCACGGUGCAGCCACCAGAGCGUCGUGUACCGGGACCAUUUGUAUGUGUUUGGCGGAGAGUUUGCUACGGCCGAUCAAUUCUACCACUACAGAGACUUGUGGCGCCUCGACCUGAAGACCAACUCGUGGGAAUGCCUCGAUGGCAAGGGCGGACCGUCUCCUCGCAGCGGCCAUCGUAUGACUGUGUGGCGCAACUACCUCGUGGUGUUUGGCGGAUUUUACGAAGCGGCCCGCGAGACUAAGUGGUUCAACGAUCUCUUCCUCUUUAACUUUGCCGAUCUCAAAUGGAAAAAGAUAUCGUUUCCAGUGCACAAAGCCACUCCCGCGCCACGCAGCGGCUGCCAGCUCGCAGUGAUGUCCUCGAACGAUACGAUUUUCAUGUACGGAGGAUAUGCCAAGGUGAAGAACGUUGGGGAGAAGGCCGAAGGCAAGGUGUAUACCGACAUCUGGGCGCUGCAUAUGGGCCCGAUUAUCAAGUCGCAAGACCCUACUUGGGAAAAGCUGUCGCGAAAAGGCCACGCACCGUCGCCCCGAAGUGGCGCGACGAUGACAGUGUACAAGAACCGCGCGAUUCUGUUUGGCGGUGUGUUUGACGAGGAAGGUCGGCGCCACGAGCUCAAGAGUGUCUUUUACAACGACAUGUUUGCGUACGACAUGGAGCGGAAGCGGUGGUACGAGUACCGCCUUCGCAACAAAAAAGAGCCAGGGGCAAAGCGCCGGAGGAUGAAGACCAAGGUCGGCGAUGCUGUCGAUGAAGACGACGAAGGCGACGACACUAGCGAGUCAGACGUUGCAAGCGACAACGAAGGCAGCGAUGGAGAAUCCGCAAUGGAAGAAGCAAAACGGCUCAAUCAGUUUGGCUACGUCGGUGCGGACGGCAACAUUGUAUAUCUCGAGGACGACGACGAAGAAGAAAAAGACAACGAAGGGGAUGGCGAGAUGCCAAAGUUCCCGACCGAGUUGGCGGAUGACGAAGAGUCCAAGGACGAGGAGGCCAACGACGCGGUCGUGGAGCCCGUCGUGGUCGUGCCUCCAGUGGCUACUGAACAACAAAACGACGUUUUUCAAACAGAUAAAGAGCAGCCGCCGCAAGUGGCCGUCCGCAUGCCUUUGCCUCGUAUCAAUCCGGCGUUAAUUGUACGAGGCAACACGUUCUUCGUGUAUGGCGGUGUGCUGGAAGACGGCGAUCGGGAAAUUACGCUGGACGACUGCUGGUCUCUCGAUUUGAAGCGCAUGGACGAGUGGGUCGAAGUGUUGCCAGGCACGAUGGCCGAGCAGCUCUGGAAGGGCGAAGUGAGCGAUACCGAAGACAGCACGUACGACUCGGAUGAUGACGACGACGAAGAAGACGAAGAGUUUACAGAAUACAUUGAGCCUGUCGACGAAGGAGAUGAGGCCGACAAACCGCCGGCACCGAGUGAGGCAGCGCUAGCCGUCGCCCGCGGCAUUGAUGUUCUCGACGGCACUUGCGAAGAGACCAAGAAAUCCAAAAAGAAGAACGACCGAAAAGCGAUUCGACAAGAGAUUGAAACCUUGCAGGACCAGCUGCAGCUCGCGGACGAGACUCAAACGCCGCUGCCCGGGGAGAACCUGCGUGACUUUUUUGCUCGCACGGCCAAGCAUUGGGCAACGCAAGUUGCGCAGCUCCCAGAUACGUUCGAGCGGCAGUUGAGUGUCAAAGACAUCAAACGCGAAGGAUUUGCCCUCGCCGAAGUGCGGUACAACGAACUCUUGCCCAUUUUGGAGCGGCUGAAUGAGCUCGAAGCCGAGCAAAAAAGAGCCGAAGAGGACCAAAAGGACAAAAAGACUGCCAAGAAAGGCGGCCGCGAUGCGUCCAGCCGGCGUUAACGUUUGUUCUAAUUCACUUGGCAGCACUAGAACACCCGUUAAGUUGGCAGCAACCUCCUUCUCUU